AUGGCCCACUCAAAACGCAAUACUUCCCUCCCCCAUUUCACAUCCUACGAACGCAGCCUCCUCCGCAACAACUGGGGCACAAAACAAAGCACAAUCGGCCGCGACAGCUUCCUCCCCUUCGCGUCAUGCCGGCUCUGCCUCCAACCAGCCCGAACACCAGUAGUAGGCUGCGCCAGCAACGGCGACCUCUUCUGCCGCGAAUGCGCAAUCAAUGACCUCCUCGCUCAACGGCAGGAAAUCAAGCGGCUGGAGCGUGAGCGUGAUGAUGCGCGCAAGCGUAUUGCUGAGGAUGAUGAGCGGACUCUGCUUGAAGCCAAAGAGAGAGAUUUGAGAGAUUUUGAGAGGGUGUCUAUGGGGCUUGAGGCUAAGGCGGAUAUUUUUGGUUCCAACGGCGGUGCGGGGACGAAGAGGAAGGCGGAGGAGGAGAGUGAGGCUUUGAAGAAGUUUAAGGCUCGGGAGGUUGUUGUUGAUGGGAAGAGGAAGAGGGUUUUUGAGUUGGAUGAGAAGGAGAUGGCUAGGGUUGCUGGGGAGGAGAGGGAACGGUUGAAGAACGAGUUGAAGAUGGAGAAGUCUGCAUCUAGCAAAUCUGCUUUGCCUUCUUUCUGGGUUCCCUCGCUUACGCCUGGCACGGAUGCGAAUGAGAUUGCUGCGAACAAGACGGUCAAGUUGACGCCUAUUUGUCCCGGGUCGACGGAUGAGAGUCAGCAUAGCUAUUCGCUCAAGUCGCUUGUUGAGGUUCAUUUCACCGAGGAGAAGGCGUCUGAUGGGACUGUUUCGAGGGUUUGUCCUAGCUGCAAGAAGAAUUUGAGCAAUGGGCUCAAGGCGAUGCUCACGAAACCCUGCGGUCAUGUCAUCUGCUCUCCAUGUGUUACGAAGUUCAUGACGCCUCAUGAACACCAUACUCCCGACCCUCAUGCCACCAAGGAGGAGCAGGAAGCUGCUGCUGCUCUACAUGGUCAGGUUUUAUGUUAUGUCUGUGAGACGGACCUUACAGCACGUCCGCUUUCGAAGAAAGAUGAUGGCAGUGGGAGCAAGAAGUCCAAGAAGAAGGAUAAGGAAAAGGAUGCCAUCCAGCCCGGUCUGGUGGAGGUUAGUUCCGAGGGGACUGGCUUUGCCGAGUAG
This is a messenger RNA of Penicillium arizonense, 1122 nucleotides long. Its product is annotated as putative RING finger domain protein. The record is from RefSeq and is a predicted model, not a curated record. Gene Ontology annotation, molecular function: ubiquitin protein ligase activity. The transcript is spliced from 4 exons. Bases 1 to 1122 code for a protein of 373 amino acids. Lineage: Eukaryota; Fungi; Ascomycota; Eurotiomycetes; Eurotiales; Aspergillaceae. Gene Ontology annotation, cellular component: nucleus.